AGCCCAUGAGCACAGUUCUUCACGACGCCUGUCCUCCAUCUCCAUCUCGGUCUAGCCUCGUCUCCGCCUAAUGUGCGGGGCGAGCAAUUGGAGAUGCUAACCGUAAACCUUGCCGCUCCCGAUAGGUGGUGAAUAACCUCUGCGGCGCCUUCCUCGACUUCGACGCCCAAAUGAAAUGAUGCAGACGAAAGAGGAAAAUCCAGUAGCAACUUGUAACAUAUUUGUGUCAGAUUUGUGUGUGUGUGUACAAGAAAACUACAUUCUGCUAUUCGGAAUUAUUACAUUCAGGAUAACUAUGUAUUCCAAGAAGAGGGGAUGCCAACAUCUCAUGUUUAUCAUGGUUCAUUUUUGCUCUACUGGACCAUUAAAUGAGACCAUGAUAUCAACAUUGAGCUAGUUGAAGAGAUGUUAAUGAGAGAUCACCGCUCGAUUACCAUCUACUUCAGUAUUCAGAUGAGGAAAGAGGAAGGGAGCAGUUGUUGAUUUAAAGCUUGCAAGCAAAGCAGGGGAAAGAGCGAAGAAAGGGGAAAAGCCAGCAACCAAACAAGCAGCAGCACCAGUGCACCCCAACCCAUGCCUCUCUCUCUCUCUCUCCCCCCCUCCUCCAUAUGCUAUCAAGAUGCCAUAAAGGAGAUUUUGAACUAAAUGUUAGCAGGAGAGUGGAUUAAGAUUUGUAAAGCACGUUGCUCCCUCUUUCUCUCUCUCUCUCUCUCUCUCUCACUGCGUUGUAUGGCGGGUUUGCAAGAAGUGCAUGUGAGAGAAGCAGGGAGGACAUAAAAAGCCCGCCUUUGCAUGACUGACUGAUUCAUCGGGUUCAAGCGUCUCUCCAUCUCUCUCUUUCUCUCCUGUGUUCUUUUGUUUCCUUACUGUUCGACAUUGAGAAACGUUGGUGAUGAGCAGGCAGAAGAGAAGGGGCUAUUAAGGAAGCAAAGUUUCCGUUGAUUCUUGCCGUCGACUCCGCCACCGUUUCUUCUGCCCGCCUUGUUUUGCUCCUCUCUCGGAAUGGCAGUUCAAGCCCACUACGGAUCCAACAUUUUGCUUCUGAAUAGAAGCGAGCAGGAGAAGAAGGAGAUGGACUCCUCUCCCCAGGCCGCGACGCGGGACGGAGGUGAGACAAAGUUGACUCCUUCCUGGUGCUUCCAUUUGUUUUCUUUGAGAUGGAGAUGGGUCUGCUGUUGGGCAGUGAAUAAGGAAGCGCGGAAGAGAGGGAGGGAGGCCGCCGGCGUACCAAUGGCGCCGUCGCCGCCGCCGCAGCAGCAGCAGCAGAGCCGCCUUUUAAGCUUCCUCUCGAUGAAACCACAACCUUGUUCGCCGGCACCUGUGAGCAUCGCCGAGCUCCAAAUGCACCCGCCGUCCCAGGUUUCUCCUGGCCUCCGUCUCACCGCCGAAGAGAAGCGACGCCACAGGAGAGAGACGCAAUCCAAUCCCCUUCUCUCCUCCGCUUCCUCUUCCUCUUCCACUGUCUUACAUGAAGAACUUGUCGCACUUGUUAACCAUCAGAGGGACGAAAUCGAGACGCUUCUCCUUGCUCAGGAGGAGCAGCUGCGGCGGGCAUUGGCGGAGCGACGGCAGAGGCACUACCGUGCUUUGUUGAAUGCGGCGGAGGAGUCAGCGGCGCGGCGGUUGCGGGAGAAGGAAGCGGAGGUGGGGCGGUUAGCCCGGCGUCGCGGCGAGCUCGAAAACCGCCUCGCCCUCCUCCGGACCGAGACGAUGGCGUGGCAGGCCAAGGCCAUGGCAGACCAGGUGACGGCGGCCGCCCUCAACGCCCAGCUCGAGAAGGCAGCUGCGGCCCCGGAGAGGAAAGAGAUUUCCGGCGAUUCGCCGCUAGCGGAGGACGCCGAGUCGGGCUUCGAGGACCCGGACCGGGUCGAGCGGGAGCGGGCGUGCCGGUCGUGCCAGUAUCGCCGGGCGUCAGUCGUGCUCCUCCCCUGCCGCCACCUCUGCCUCUGCGACGCCUGCGACGCGGCCUCAGACUCAUGCCCGGUUUGCCGCUGUGUCACAACUGGUAGCGUCCGAGUCCUCCUCUCCUAAGCUCCUCCAGGCCAAGCCGUCGCCUCCACCCACGAGCAGCUCCAUCACCAAUCCCUCCAAACUCCGACUCCGAAAGAAGGGAAAAAAAAGAAGAAGAAGAAGAAGAAUUAAACCCCGUCCCAAAAAAAAUAAAAAUAACUCUUUUUAUUUCGGAGAAUUCUUUGUUACUGGAUUCAGGUGGACAGCAUUUAGUUCAAGAUUUGCAAAGAUGUGUCCUUUAAUCGGCAUGAAAUAUGUACCCUUCUUUAUGUACUAAUUAUCUUCCCUGCUCUAUCA
This is a messenger RNA of Musa acuminata AAA Group (dessert banana), 2307 nucleotides long. RefSeq names its product BOI-related E3 ubiquitin-protein ligase 1-like. The transcript is spliced from 7 exons. NCBI's taxonomy places the organism in Eukaryota, Viridiplantae, Streptophyta, Magnoliopsida, Zingiberales, Musaceae. Gene Ontology annotation, molecular function: ubiquitin-protein transferase activity. The record is from RefSeq and is a predicted model, not a curated record. The coding region runs from base 1003 to 2031 and encodes 342 amino acids.